This is a messenger RNA of Nasonia vitripennis (jewel wasp), 976 nucleotides long. RefSeq lists its product as uncharacterized. Gene Ontology annotation, biological process: positive regulation of voltage-gated potassium channel activity; regulation of synaptic transmission, cholinergic; sleep. The record is from RefSeq and is a predicted model, not a curated record. Lineage: Eukaryota; Metazoa; Arthropoda; Insecta; Hymenoptera; Pteromalidae. The transcript has 4 exons. Bases 216 to 812 code for a protein of 198 amino acids.
UGUGUCAGCUCCGGCAAGCGCCUGCGGUCCCCCUCCACGCGGCGGCGAGUCACACAGGCGAAGCCUCGCCUCUCUCCCUGGCUUCCAGAGCAGCAGUUUAGUCCUUACCUCGCAGGCGAGAAGCCAGGUCGCUUGGUAACGCUCGCCAGCCGACCACAAAUAUUUAUUUUUACUGUUAACCUGAAACUCUCCCAGGUGCGGAGAUUAAAAAGGCAAUGGAUCUUUCGAGCUCCAGGUGUACCAGAGGGAUUUUCGCGCUGCUGCUGCUGCUGCAGCUCGCGUUGACUUUCCAAACAGCCCAUGGAUUCGAGUGCUACCGAUGCAUGAGCACGAACAGUUCUCGGCCCUUUUUGUGCAACGAAUUUCUGACCCACGGCUACGACAUCGAGCCCGAGUCCUGCGACGAUGUUUACGGGGCCAAGUAUUGCGUUAAGCACAUUGGUCGAUUCGAGGUCCUGACACUGGAUUGCUACCAGUGCACCUCAGCCGAGGAGUGGAAGUGCGAGAAUCCUGAACUGGUGACUAAUUACCUGCAGCCCAGGAACUGCAAUCACGUCUUCGAGGCACAGUAUUGCGUGAAAACCGUCGGACGAUACGGAGGUGGAAUCGGAACUAAGCGGUUCUGCUCAUCGGUUGACCUGGGCAACUAUUGCGACUACGUCAAGCAGCCGGGUGACAAGCUCACCUACAGAACGUGUGUCUUCACUUGCGAUACCAACGGCUGCAACCCGGCGCCUGACUUAAAGCCUUCGAAACUAGUCAACAGCUUCUUAGCCGUAGUGAGCUUUGGCUUCGCCAUCUUCAGGAGAUAGGACUUAACUUCUACCUAUAGACUUAUUUUUACAAUCCGUCCAAGCCCCAUCGUUCAAAUAGAUGAAAUAACUUAGAUUUAAGUACGCUCGCAAACAUUAAUUCGAACUGUUUUAUAGGUUUUACAAAAAAAGAUGAUAUUAAAUGAUAUUAUGUAUACUUUGAA